Molecule: messenger RNA, 2789 nt
Organism: Scleropages formosus (Asian bonytongue)
Lineage: Eukaryota; Metazoa; Chordata; Actinopteri; Osteoglossiformes; Osteoglossidae
Gene: nudt22
Product: nudix (nucleoside diphosphate linked moiety X)-type motif 22
Molecular function (GO): GDP-mannose hydrolase activity
Source: RefSeq, a predicted model, not a curated record
CUUCCAAUCAGAACACGCAGUUCAGUUCCCUUUUUCCGAGUGAGCGGAAACGAUGCCAGCACCGGAAGUUUACUCACGCAGAUCAGAUUAGGUCCGAAGCACAGUGGCUAUAAGGAAGAAGAUGCUCAUGUGAUAGGUGGCAUCACCCUGCUUGCUGAAUGGACCCUGAGGUGUCUGUGCUCCUGCACUGCGGGCCUUGGAAAGGCCUGAGGGAAAAGCAAGUCCGAGUGGAGCUUUCGGACAAGUUUAACCGCAGGAAGUUUCCAGGCCUUGAGCGAUGCAUUGAAGAGGUGUGGACAGAGAGGGUAACUUCUGAGCCUUGGCUCUUCAAUGGAGCCAAAUUCCGACUACACUCUGUCACACUCAUGACUGAACUCCCCAGCAAUACUAACGUUGUAGGAGAUAUUGCCAGAGAUGCAGUAGAAGAAGAAGCAGAAAAUCCUGUGAAAGAUGUCCAUGACCAGGUUGGACACAUCAAAGGGCAGGAACCUGUUCAAGGUGAAAAGGAAGAGCGCACUGGAGUGAGUCCCCUGAGAGGGAAGGCCAACGAGGAUCCCUCGCAGAGAGUCAGCAAAAAAGGGUGUGGGGUAGACACAUGCAGCUGUAACGUGCAGAAGAUGGAGAUCCUGCAUAGGGACUUGGGAUUAUAUCCACACACAAAGGCAGGCACAUUGGCAGCACACCCAAACAGCAACAGAGCAAGAGAUGCAGACUCGUGUACACAGAUCUUUACACCAACAUGUUGUUACUCAGAGCGAAACACAGCGGUGAAAAAGGACACUGUUCUUACUAUGCAGCUUGGCCUCACCUGCUACAAGGACUUCUUGGGAACCAACUGGUCCAAAAAUGUGAAAGAACUAAUGAGGGAAGGGGAAAUCCAGUUUGGAAACCCAGAAUCCUUCCUGGCCCAGCCACUUGGGGUUGGGGCUGUGUUGCAAACUGUGGACAAACAUGUGGUGUUUCUCAGAAGAAGUCAAAAGGUGGCAGAGGCACCAGGACUGCUGGACAUACCUGGGGGGCAUCCAGAACCAAAGGCUGUGUGUAGGGGGGUCAGCGAGGAGAGUAUCCAGGUGGAACAGCUGCCGGAGGAGGCCGUGGUUAGAGAACUCUUCUCCUCCGUUCAGACGGAGAUCAAAGAUGAGGUGAACAUUCCCCUCAGCUGUCUCAGUGAACCCAUCCUCAUGGGGAUCGCUCUCAAUCACACCAGCGCUGGCAGGCCCAGCGCGGAGUUCUACGUCAGCUGCUCCCUGACAUCCAAAGAAGUGAAAAAGCUGUACUGGGAAGGGGGCCCCGAGGCUAGCGAGUCCACAGAUAUCAUCUUUCUGAACAAAGAGGAGGUCCUGAAGCUGGAGAAGAGUGCCCUUCUGUGGUCUGAACUGUGUCCUUCAGCUAAAGGAGCAGUGCUUCUGUACCACCUUGUUCGGCCAGAUCUAGAUUGAACACUUGAAGAGAUGAUUACCCUUCGACAGUUACUUGUUGAAAUCCUUAAAUGCAGAAACCGUGACCAUUAAACGAGAAUUCAGGGCAAAUGUAAUGGGGCAAGGGAUAAUCAAUAUUAACAAGUGGCUACAUUGUAAUUUUUUUAUAUACAAUACUGUUUAUCUUCAUGAUUUGUAUUAUAUGAAAGCAAAGAGAUUGUUUUAGAUUUGUGAUUUUAUGGAAGAGCCCAGAUUUGAAAUGUGAACAUAAAUGUAAAUUUUUCAAGUUCAACAUUACUUUGUUACAACACAAGGUUAUUACAUGACUAAUACACACUCACCAGAUAGCUUGCUGCAUAGUUUGUGUACAGUGUUUAGUCACAUGAAUGACAGGAGGUAAUGUCAGAGGAAAAUGUGCAAUUACAAUCAAAAAUUUAAGUGAUUCACCCAGUUCCAUGUUUAGAUAAACAUGAGAACUGCACACUACCAGGUUUUGAGAAGUUGGAUGGCAACUUCAUUAAUGUCUUAACAUUUCAGUAAACCUAUUAGAUUAUGCAAACAAAUUGUGAUUCCCAUUACAGGAAUGAGUGGACAAGGAGCAGAUCUGCACAAAGUAAAGGAUAAAGGUCUUUUGUUCCCAUCAAAGGACCAAAAAGAUCAGUGAAUUAGUUUUUGACCAGAAAUUACCAUUUGUGAAUUGCCCACUGAAUUGUCUGCAAUAUACAGGGGCACAUGUAAUUAAAUAAAAAUGUUAAAUUCAGUAAAAAUUACAAGUGAAAGCACAAAAAUGUCAGAUGGAAAGUGGAAAGGGGGAUUUGACAGUAAAUAUGACUUUAAUCCAUUUAACAGCCAGUAUGAGUGUGCAGUAAAAACUUUACUGGGCACCCCACCACCAAAGGAUGGCUCUGGUCUGUUCCAUCUUUCGGUGAACCCACACAUCAGGGUGAGGUGUGGCCAACAUGCUUUUUAAAGUCUAUUCAUUCAAUGCUUUAAAAUCAAUACAAAAUCCCUUUUUUUUUUUUUUAAAUCUCACAUCCAGCUAGACUAUCCUUGUGAGCAUUCCAAUAAAGCUGGUCCUCGAAGUAAGCAGUUGUGUCCACAAACCCAAGUACAACUGAACUCAUUGUAAGGAGAUUGUACAAUGAGACAAUUUAGCCUAACAUUACUUCAAGUGGUACAGAGUCUGAGGUAAAAUAAAAAACAUUGACUUUCAAAAACAAACAUCUCACACAGCUCUAAUUUGGCAAAUAGCUGUUACAGAUUAAGAUAUUUAAACAAACUGUACUGUCAAAAAAAGAAAACCACUACAUAAAUCAGGAUUAAGGUUGGAGAACCAGUUACCUCUCAGAAGAGAAGUUAUGAUUUUUUUUU